CAUGUGCUUCAUCAGAGCCCCCCCCACCCCCACCCCCACCCACCCCGCUGCAGCAUCAAGCAUGGCCAGACCAUCAAAACCCCGAUGGCGACGGAUCACAGGUCUACACGGCGGAAGACAAAGUCGCCCUUAAACGGUACAAACAACCGGCAACCGCCAGCCCGCCCGCCCGCACACUUACUCUCGGAUGAAUUCGGGGGACGGCGCUCGAAUGAACGAGCAUGGAGCCAAACUCGAGCCCCGGUGACUUGAGUCGGCCAACGCCACGUGCGCAGCAGGAACCGGUUUCCAUCAGUUUCGGCAUCGACCAGAUCCUAAGCUGUCCGGACCAAGAUGCCUUGCCCAAGAGCAGGGGCGGCGCGGGGCCCAACAGCGUCGCCCCACCCGGCGGAGAGAGCGCUCACGCGGCGGCGAGUCGCGCCGGAAGCGUCGCCGCGCCUCGCGCUUCUUACGGGGAGUCAGACGGAGUGAAGUUGAGCUCGUCCCAGGCAGGUCCGAUCCGCGUGCCGGCGCACAGGCCGCUGGUCAGUGGAGUCCCUCCCCACGCAGCCGGCCGUCACAGCGCCCCGGCCGGGGCCAGCGGCGUCCCUCCCUGGAUGAGCGGCCCCCAGCGGCUCGCGAAGGACGCGUUCUCUGCAACCCUGACACCAUUUGCGGUGGCUCGGCGGAUAGGUCAUCCCUACCAGAACCGCAUGCCCCCGAAGAGGAAAAAGCCCCGCACUUCCUUCUCCAGGGUGCAGAUUUGCGAGCUGGAAAAGCGCUUCUACCGUCAGAAGUAUCUGGCCAGUGCUGAGAGGGCUGCGCUUGCCAAAACCCUCAGGAUGACAGACACCCAGGUUAAGACCUGGUUCCAGAAUCGCAGGACCAAGUGGAGGCGGCAGACAGUAGAAGAGAGGGAAGCAGAGCGUCAGCAGGCCAACAGGCUGGUGAUCCAACUGCAACACAAUGCUUUCCAGAAAUCACUGAGCGAGUCAGUUCCGGCGGACCCUCUUUGCCUUCACAACUCUUCCCUGUUUGCACUGCAGAAUUUGCAGCCAUGGACCUUGGAGGAAGGAGGCAAGCUGGCCAGCGCUCCUGCCCUGGUGUGAUGGGAUGUACAACCCCCCCCCCCCCCCUGUGCUCUCAGUUAAUAGAGGAGAGCCAGAGGACCAGACGGACUGGGUACUCCCAUCUCAUGUGAUACCCAACAGUUAUUUGUGGGAGUCGCAAAACCUAACGUGGAGUUCGA
This is a messenger RNA of Lampris incognitus (smalleye Pacific opah), 1228 nucleotides long. Its product is annotated as T-cell leukemia homeobox protein 3-like. Bases 222 to 1088 code for a protein of 288 amino acids. Gene Ontology annotation, biological process: regulation of transcription by RNA polymerase II; animal organ development. The record is from RefSeq and is a predicted model, not a curated record. The transcript has 3 exons. NCBI's taxonomy places the organism in Eukaryota, Metazoa, Chordata, Actinopteri, Lampriformes, Lampridae. Gene Ontology annotation, molecular function: RNA polymerase II cis-regulatory region sequence-specific DNA binding; DNA-binding transcription factor activity, RNA polymerase II-specific. Gene Ontology annotation, cellular component: nucleus.